GCCGGCCACGCGAGAGGGGGAGCGGCCAGUUCGCGCGCAGCUGCCGGCGCGGGAGCAGCCCCGGCCUUUGGGAAACUUUCUUGGCAGCCCCGUGGCGAGCACCAAAGCGGGCUGAGCAGGAGCUCGGAGCCUGGCUGGCGAGCCCCGGAGAGCCCGCGUGGGGCGGGCGGAGGAAACAUCCUCCCCUGGACAGGAAGCAAGUGGAGAAGUUGGAUGUUUGCAACAGCUGAUGAGAAGAUUCUCUGAGUCCUAGAGCGUUCAGCAAAAGGGAAAAAGGGAGAAUAAGAUGAUGUUCCUGAGAGGUGGCAGGAAAUAGUAAAGAGAAUUGUGAUUGUCAACAGGAAACCCAAGAUCCUUACCACACAUGACUAUACUAGGCAGAACAUUUCAAACACACAACAUCUGCAGGUCUUUCUGAUCUGGAGAGUAAAGGUUCAUCUACAUGAGGGGUUUCCUGGGAUCGUAUCUCUUGGAGCUCAGUGGACCACAAAUGUGCUUCUGCAUUAUUGUGAACACGCUGAGAAUCUGCAAGGUUUAUCCUAUCUGCUGAAGCUGGCAAACCCUAUACUCCAUCUUUCUAUGUCCUCUGUAGUAGACAGCUAAAUCAGCUGAAGGGAAAAGGGGGCAAGAUAAGCCUCCGGCCAACAGCUGGCAGCUGAGUGCCCUUCAGAACCCAGACAGUUUUGAGGUGCCUUGGUAGCUGUUUGCAGCACUGCAGAUAUGGACACUGAGCUUCUCUGGCACCUUCCUGCACUGGCCUGGUCAACCUCACCAUGCUAGUAUAUGGGAAUGAAAACUUCCUCUCGGAUGUAAUUUACAUCAUCCUGGAACUGGUCAUUGCAGUGCUGGCCAUCUUGGGGAAUGUCCUAGUCUGUUGGGCCGUCUAUCUGAACAGCAACCUGCAAAACGUCACCAACUACUUUGUGGUGUCCCUGGCUGCAGCCGACAUUGCAGUGGGCGUGCUGGCGAUCCCCUUUGCCAUCACCAUCAGCACUGGCUUCUGUGCCUUCUUCUAUGGCUGCCUCUUCAUCGCCUGCUUCGUCCUGGUUUUGACUCAGAGUUCCAUCUUCAGUCUCCUGGCCAUUGCCAUUGACAGAAUCAUUGCUAUCCGGAUACCCCUCAGGUACAAUGGUUUGGUGACCAGCUCGCGAGCCAAAGGUAUCAUUGCCAUCUGCUGGGUCUUAUCCUUCAUCAUCGGCCUGACGCCCAUGCUGGGCUGGAACAAAUGCUCCCAGAGGGAAGCUCAGGACACCAAUAAUUCCUCGCUCAGCAACUGCAGUAAAAGCAUGGUAGCUUGUCUCUUCGAGACAGUGGUCACCAUGGAGUACAUGGUCUACUACAAUUUCUUUGCCUGUGUGUUGGUGCCCCUCCUCCUCAUGUUUGGCAUCUACCUGAAAAUCUUUCUGGCAGCCAGGCGGCAGCUCAAACAGAUGGAGAACAAGAUGGUACAUGGGGAACGCUCACGCUCUACUUUGCAGAAGGAAGUCCAUGCGGCCAAGUCUUUGGCCAUCAUCGUUGGGUUGUUUGCCAUCUGUUGGCUUCCACUCCACAUUAUAAACUGCUUCACACUCUUUUGCCCAGGUUGUGCCCGUCCUCCCCUCUGGCUGAUGUACCUGGCCAUUAUCCUGUCUCAUGCCAACUCUGUAGUGAACCCAUUGAUUUAUGCCUACCGGAUCAGGGAAUUCCGACUCACCUUCCGUAAAAUUCUCAGGCAGCAUAUUGUAGGCAAGAAGCAGUUCAAGACUGGUACUGCCAGUACUAGGACUUCCACUUAUGGUGGGGAUGGAGAAAAUGCCAGCAUUAGGAUCAGUGAGUAUGCUCUGAACAUAUACGCCAAUGGGGAGCUGGGUGCUAUCCACAAAGAUACUGACAUGCAGGACCUGAGUAAAUUCAAGGCAGGUUUGGAAUGGCACCACAAUGGGAAUUCACUAGACAUGGAGAUAAAUGGGCAUCUCCCACAUUCCUGCAAAAAUGGGGACCUUUCAGAUGCAUGUGGGAACAUGGAGCUUCUUACUGAAGAGCUAAUUGGCAUUCGUGUCUCUUACUCUGAACUGGAGAAUUCAACCUUGGCAGCAGCUGACAUUUCCUGAUGACUCUCACAACGUCUUCCCACUGGAAUGAAAUCUGGUGGUUUUUUUUCUUUUUUCUUUUUUUCUACUGGCUGCCUCUGCUAUGGCAGAAAGGGAGGAUGAGGGGAAAAGAGGAGUGAGGCCAGGUCACUAUCAUGUAGGGUGUCCCUACCCAGGACUGAUGGAAAGAUCCAAAGAACUAGACUGGAGAAAGAUUGAGAGGCACUGUUUUGAACAAAGGAAGAGGAGGGACACUAUAGCUAUCAAAGGCCCAAUUUAGAGAGACAGAGAAGAGAGCAAAGGUCAUAUCUGACAUCUGAAUUUUAGCAUUGGGAGACUCUGCUCCAGCAGGGUGUGUUAUGACAUUAUGCUGUACUGUGUAUCUGUGGUUGUUCAUCAGUUUAGUGUCUUUACCAACAGAAAUAAAAGUGUGGCUGAAAUAUUUACUACUUCAUGAGGAGGAAGAGGGGGCAGGGCUUUUAACACUGUGGCCUCUAACAGAAGUAGAGGGUAUAGCAGUGCCUACUGGUCAGGAAAGAUGCUAUGCUGCCUGAAGAGUGAAGGAAUUCACCUGGUGGGAACUUUCAGCAUCUUCAAAUGUGAGAUUCUGUUUUAAAAUCAGUUUUUGAAGUUUACUAGUGCAACAGGUUUCCUGAUUUUCCACUCACUGCUAGAUCAGUUAUGAAUUAUAUUACAGUGAGCUGGAAUAUGGACAGAAGGUUUUACCUCCCCUAUGUUCCAUGGAGAUGGGCCGCUGGGAAGUUACUUGUGUGUAAGGUGCUAUUAUGUUGUCAGUUAUGAAUGUA
Messenger RNA from Gopherus flavomarginatus (Mexican gopher tortoise), 2875 nucleotides. It is a transcript of the gene ADORA2A, whose product is annotated as adenosine A2a receptor. The record is from RefSeq and is a predicted model, not a curated record. Gene Ontology annotation, biological process: G protein-coupled adenosine receptor signaling pathway; adenylate cyclase-activating G protein-coupled receptor signaling pathway. Bases 774 to 2090 code for a protein of 438 amino acids. Gene Ontology annotation, molecular function: G protein-coupled adenosine receptor activity. Lineage: Eukaryota; Metazoa; Chordata; Testudines; Testudinidae. Gene Ontology annotation, cellular component: membrane. The transcript has 3 exons.